AUGGCCGAGUCCAAGUUGCACAAUACUUACGCCAUCACCGGCAUUCCGGUUAAGAAUGUCGAGACCAAGACCAAGGACAUACCCUAUGCCCCUGGCACCCCCAUCCGUCGUGAGAUUAACGAGCUCUUCCCCUCCGAAGACCCUCUCACUAGGAAGCAAUGGACGUUGUUCAUCUUGGGCUUAGAGAAGUUCAAGAAGAUGCCUGUGGAUGAACGGGAGUCGUACUUCCAGGUCGCUGGUAUCCAUGGCUAUCCCCAGACUUCUUGGGACGGAGCUCCUGAUCCGCCAAAGGACCCUGACUGGAAUCCUCCCAAAUCGAAGCCUUGGGGCGCGAAUCCGUAUGGUGGAUAUUGCCAUCACAACACCAUUGCGUUCCCUACCUGGCAUAGGCCCUACAUGCUGCUCUACGAGCAAAUCAUCUGGGAAAACAUGAAGAAGAUCAUCAAAGAUGACUGGAAGCUCGUUGGAGAGCAAGAGAAAGAGUGGACGGCCGCAGCCAACUCUUGGAGACUCCCGUACUGGGAUUGGGCCCAAAGGCAGACCUACGAAGGCUACGAGAACUCGUUCAGUCUUCCGUAUGCUUGCAUCCUGGAUCACGUCCCAAUCUACCCUCCUACCGGGGACACGGCAUGCCCAAACCCUUUGGUAAACUUCGUCAACCCUGAGAAGGAUGCCAAGGGGGAUCCUCUUCCAUUUGGAAACAUGCCGCCGGGUAAGAAGAAGUGGGAUAUCCAUAAAAAUGCCACUGAAAAAGGGAGCCCCUCGUUGCCUUGGGACGAGUGUAGUGGCACAAGCCGCUACGGAGUUUUCAGCGACGAAAAGGGAGGCUACAGAGGCCUCACUGGAGUCAACAACUUCAACACGGCAAACCUCACCCUCAACGCCAUGUCGGAUACGACCAACUGGUACAAUCCUUACAGGAAGGAGGACCCCGACAGAGAUCCUAAGUUCGAGGCCAAGCCCCCUGGAACUUUGGCCGACUCCAUCAACCGUCUGUUCUCAUCCGAGUACAAUGACACUUGGGGAAGCUUUUCUAGCACCAAGUGGUGGGCCGAGAGUGCUCAGAAGUUCACGACUGGGUAUCUGUCCCUGGAGUACAUCCACAACAAUGUUCAUAAUGUGACCGGCGGUGGUGAUCUCACUGAGUAUGGUCUUGGCCACAUGUCGGACGUGCCAGUUGCCGCAUUUGACCCCAUCUUCUGGCUCCAUCAUUGCAACAUCGACCGACUACUGUCCAUGUGGCAAGCUUUGAACUGGAACAAGUGGUGGGACACAAAGGAGCCACCACCUCCAGACGAGAAGGACGAGACCGGGAAGCCGAGGACGAAUCUCCCGGACCCUACACCCUGCUCUCCUCUUCUUCCCUUCCACAAUGUCGAGACCGACAAGCCCGAUCAAGAGCCCGAUAAAGGGUUCUGGACGUCCGAGGGAGUUCGUGACUGGACAAAGCUCGGCUAUACGUACGACAUCCUGACUCCGGCCCCAAUUUCCCUUGACGAGAACGGGGCCCUCAACGAGGAGGUCUACAAGGCUGAGUUGUUGGCCAAGAUCAACAGCACCUACACCAGCACGGGCGAGUACUACAGGAAGCUCUACGAAGAUGAGGAGAUCACGAAUGAAGAGUUUUUCGGGCCUCACAAUACCGAGUUCCACACAUGGAACGAUUACAUUAUCAACGUCAUCUACGACCGCUACGCUCUCAAAGGCUCUUCGUACGUCAUUGAGUUCUGGCUUGGCGGUCGAGAUAACGAUCGAGAGAGCACAUUCCGCGACGCCGAAAACUUGAUCGGUAGUGUGUACUGCCUGGCUGGUAUGACUCCCUCGUCUACCAUCAAGCCCGGAGGCUGUGCCAAUUGCGGUUCGCAGAGGGAUAACAAAGUGCUCUCAAGGGGCCAGGUGACUCUCACCAUUCCCUUGAUCACGCAGGCCCUCAACAAGAACUUCAAGCAUCUCAAGAGUGUGAGAGGACGUUAUGUUAUUGAGUAUCUCAAGAACCACUUGCACUGGCGAUUUGUGCCGAUUGGCGGUGGACCUGAGAAACCGGCCAGCGAUUUCCCCGACACUGUCAUCUCAGUCCUCAGGGGAACGGGCAAGUAUGUUGGCAAGUCAAAGACCAAGAAGGACCUGCCGCCCAAGUACGCCGAUUAUAAGCUCCAGUAUGGACCUACGGAGAACAAGCCUGCUGGUUUGACCAGUGAUGACGAGGUGCUGGGUAAGGAGCAUGAGAGUGAGCUCGACUUCAGAACGUUUUAG
Fusarium keratoplasticum is the source of this 2253-nucleotide messenger RNA. Its product is annotated as Tyrosinase. The transcript has 5 exons. Gene Ontology annotation, molecular function: oxidoreductase activity. The record is from RefSeq and is a predicted model, not a curated record. NCBI's taxonomy places the organism in Eukaryota, Fungi, Ascomycota, Sordariomycetes, Hypocreales, Nectriaceae. Bases 1 to 2253 code for a protein of 750 amino acids.